AUGGGGACGCCAUCUUGUUUCCGUGACGUCGUCUGUCCCUCUGACCUCGUUUACUCACCUGCAGCAGGUGUAACCCGAUCCGGGUCACCUGACACCGCCUCAGCUCUGCCCGGCCCUGUCCUCGCAGUCUGCUCGCCGCCCUGCAGCAUGGCAGACGCCGGGGCCUGGAGGACGCACCAGGACGGCCCCCGGAUCCUCCAACCACCCCCUCCAGGACUGGGACCGGGAUCAGGACCAGGACCAGGACCAGGACCGGCUCCAAACCGUGUGUGGAUCUCUCUGAUCGCAGGCAUCAACAGAUCCACUGCCUCUCUUGGCAAGACUUUUCUCAUCUUCAAGCUGACAACCAGCCAAGCGUUGCUCCGGAGUGUUCCUGUCGCUGAAGAAGCUUGA
Thunnus maccoyii (southern bluefin tuna) is the source of this 393-nucleotide messenger RNA. RefSeq names its product pro-neuregulin-2, membrane-bound isoform-like. Bases 1 to 393 code for a protein of 130 amino acids. The record is from RefSeq and is a predicted model, not a curated record. The transcript is spliced from 3 exons. Lineage: Eukaryota; Metazoa; Chordata; Actinopteri; Scombriformes; Scombridae.